AUGGCAAAACCGCUAUAUUUACUAACAGAAAAGUUAGAUGGCAUAGAGAAGCUAAUUAUGAUGGAUUCAUCACAUGACAUGGUGAAAUUGUGUAAAGAUUCAGAAAAGGAUUUGUCUAGUGAUAACAUUGAAAUUUCAUUUUUGGUAGGCGAUAAAGAAUUUUUACCUAUACAAGCAAGUUCUGUUGAUUUAGUGAUAAGUUGCUUGGGACUCCACUGGACAAACGAUCUUCCUGGUGCAAUGAUACAAAGUAGGGUUGCAUUGAAACAUGAUCUCUUGUCUUUAGCAGCUAUUUUUGGUGGAGAAACACUAAAAGAGCUGAGAAUUGCAUGCACUAUAGCACACAUGGAGCGUGAAGGUGGUGUGAGUCUAAGAAUAUCACCAUUAACAGAAGUUGUUGUGAAAAAUAAAGAAACCCGAAAUCACCUAAAAGAACUCAAUGCUGAAAAAGAAAGAGAUAUGGAGUGUGUUCGCCAAAGAGAUGAACUUUAUAGACAUUGA
This is a messenger RNA of Lactuca sativa (garden lettuce), 501 nucleotides long. Its product is annotated as putative methyltransferase At1g22800, mitochondrial. Lineage: Eukaryota; Viridiplantae; Streptophyta; Magnoliopsida; Asterales; Asteraceae. Gene Ontology annotation, cellular component: mitochondrion. The record is from RefSeq and is a predicted model, not a curated record. Gene Ontology annotation, biological process: mitochondrial respiratory chain complex I assembly. Gene Ontology annotation, molecular function: S-adenosylmethionine-dependent methyltransferase activity.